Tigriopus californicus is the source of this 2186-nucleotide messenger RNA. Its product is annotated as G protein-activated inward rectifier potassium channel 3-like. The transcript is spliced from 6 exons. The record is from RefSeq and is a predicted model, not a curated record. Gene Ontology annotation, molecular function: inward rectifier potassium channel activity. NCBI's taxonomy places the organism in Eukaryota, Metazoa, Arthropoda, Copepoda, Harpacticoida, Harpacticidae. Bases 153 to 1937 code for a protein of 594 amino acids. Gene Ontology annotation, cellular component: plasma membrane. Gene Ontology annotation, biological process: potassium ion import across plasma membrane; regulation of monoatomic ion transmembrane transport.
UUCAGUCUCGAUUGGGAAGGCAGAGAGGUAACAGAAGCAGACAGAAGCGCCCGAAACUGGACUGAAUUUAUAGUUAUCUCACAACUAUUGGAACGAGUGAGACACUAAAAAUGGUGCUUUAAACAGACAACAACUAACCUUUCAUCAACAAUAUGGAUGACAAGGCCAAACAAGUUGAGGAAGGGAGCUUUAAGUCGUCCAAUAAUCACAUUGAAGCGAACGAAGAUGAUCCUUUGCCAGAACUCCAACCUCUUCAGUCCCGUGUUGAAGACAAGAUUGCUAAAAUUGUCGAAGGCAAUGCCGAUGAGAGAGCCAAGCACCGCGGGGACCAAGCCAUUAUCAAGCCUGGCUCCGAAACGGAUUCCAUCUCCAACAGCAAUAGUGUGGUGGAUCAGUACAUGACUGUGGAUGAGAACAUCCCUUCAUGGUCGAGCACGGGUGCCAAGAUCCCAACUACCUUCAAUGUCAUGCCUGAGCAAUCCAGGAAGCUCUCCUAUUCAUUGUCCCACCAAGGUCAAUUUGGCGAGGCUUACAACCGUUGGAAGUCCAUGGAGGAUGCAGAGGUUAAGGACAGCCAAUUACUGCAAGAUGAAACCGGGUCCUUCUUGUCCAAAUUUCGCAAAGUUCAAAAAUCGAGAAAACGGCGGGUUUGCGAAAAGGGUGGGGAUGCCAAUGUGAAGUAUAAGAACAUCUCCAAGAAAAAACGUCGCUAUCUCACGGAUAUAUACACUACUUUGGUGGACUCCAGUUGGGGCUUGAGUUUGUGCCUGUUUGCGGGCAGCUUCUACGUCUCAUGGUGGUUGUACGCCGUGAUCUACUACCUGAUUUGCUUGAUCCAUGGAGAUUUUGAACUUGAGCAUCUCCCGGACAAUCAGGCCGAUUCGGGAUGGGUCCCGUGUAUUUGGGCCAUCGACGGCAUUUUUGCCUCGUUCUUGUUCUCGUUGGAAACUCAGCAUACCAUUGGUUAUGGAACCAGACAAACCAGCACUGAGUGUCCAUUGGCUAUGGCCGUCAUGUCUACCCAAAGUGUCUUGGGAUGCCUCAUCCAGGCCUUUAUGGUCGGCCUCGUCUUUGCCAAGCUCUCCACACCCAAUAAAAGAGCUCGGACCGUGGUUUUCAGCAAGAACGCGGUCAUCUGCGAACGUGACAAGCGCCUGUGUCUUUCGUUCCGCGUUGGCGAUAUGAGGCCGGACAGCUUUAUUGUUGGGGCUCGGAUAUCCGCCAAACUAAUUCGCCGACGCGUUACUUCCGAAGGUGAAAUGUUCCAUGAGGUCUCUCCAUUCAAAAUCAUUCCGGAUAGCUCUAACGAGGGUUGUAUAUUCCUGAUUUGGCCCAUCACGGUACUGCAUUAUAUCGAUGAUGAGAGUCCGUUUUACAAAUUGUCCGCCACGGAAUUCCGUCGCGCCAAAUUUGAAAUUCACAUCGUACUAGAAGGCACAAUCGAGGCUACCAGUAUGACCUUCCAAGCCCGGACUUCAUAUCUACCGGAUGAGAUUCUAUGGGGACAUCGAUUCGAAACCAUGAUGAUCUACCGAAAAGACCACAACAAAUACCAGGUAAACUUCUCUGCUUUCAAUUCCACCUAUGAAGUGGAUACAGCCUUGUGCUCAUCCCGGGAUCUCGAGCUUCAUUACCGAAGGCAGCACAAGCAAAGGCGCUACCAAAGCCAAAAAGAGGCCGAAAAGGUCAAAAAGGGCAAAUUUGGCGAUACCUCCAAUCCCAAGCUUCAUAAUAAUGCCGUGUCUUUUGAUUACGGCAAGCUGCCGUCCAAGCGACGAUCGUUGUCCAACAAUGGCGAUAGUGGAUUGGAUUUUGGGCACAAAAACAAGCAACCCAGUUUCACCUUGUAUCCGGAGGACGAAGAAGAUGACUCGGAUUCGGAUGGAGAAGGCUCAACAACUGACUUAGAGUUGAAGAAAAUGGCGCUGAGACUGUAAUAGAUUACAAAUGAUCAAAAUUCAAAAUUUGUAGAUUCAGUCAAUGCCUAUGCCUGCUUGGAGCCUUUUUAAAAAUGACAUGACUUCACGUUAUUUUGCUAAAGGAGGAUCUCGGUUAAACAAUAAAUCUAAAUGUGACUUUUUCCAAUGCUCACUGAGUAAUUGUUCUCGUUAACGAAUGAGAACCUGCUUUGAAAAGUCAAAAAAUAUUUCUUUCACAUGUUUGAUAAUAAAUGUAGAUAAAUCGUU